AUGAACCUCCUCCUCCUAUCGCGAGGCUCCGCCGUGGACGGGACAGAUGGCGGCGCACAUCUAGCGAGUCUUACAGUCGGCAAUCGCAGCAGCAAUCGCAUCCUCAUCUUCAAUACCGGCAAGCUCAAAGAUCUGGUAAAGGUUGACUUCCGAGCGAUUGAUCAAUGGUUCGAAGAGGACAUGGAGAUUUACGGCCAUCCCAAAGAUCCCUACAAGCGCAUCGACAUCUUACCAUCUUCUCGAAACGUUAGGAUAGCCAUCGAUGGCGUCACACUUGCCGAAAGCUCAAGCCCAUUAUUCCUUCUCGAGACAACACUCAGAACAAGGCACUAUAUGCCGCCCACGAGCGUGAACUGGGAGUACCUCACACCGAGUGACACACUGACUUUGUGUCCGUACAAGGGUCGCGCGGAGUACUACCACAUCAGCGUUGGUGGCAAGCUGUAUCGGGAUCUUGUUUGGUACUAUCGAUACCCGACUAGUGAGAGCGCACCGAUUGCGGGGUAUAUGUGCUUUUACGACGAGGCGGUGGAUGUGUGGGUUGAUGGUGUGAAACAAGGAUGA
Alternaria metachromatica is the source of this 564-nucleotide messenger RNA. RefSeq lists its product as uncharacterized. The coding region runs from base 1 to 564 and encodes 187 amino acids. The transcript has 2 exons. NCBI's taxonomy places the organism in Eukaryota, Fungi, Ascomycota, Dothideomycetes, Pleosporales, Pleosporaceae. The record is from RefSeq and is a predicted model, not a curated record.